CGCUAGCGGCCAACGUGAUCGCGCGUCAUGCGAUCUCCGUUUUGGAGAAGGAGAAGGCUGAGGGUAAAGCUUUGGCUCUGGAUAUUUAGGAUGAAUAUGAACGCGUUCGUUCCGCAGAAAUGAGCUCUCGGGUGAAGGAACAAGAAAGGGACGAUGCUCUAGCAUUAGUUUCCGAUCGUCAGAGCCAGGUUUCCGAUGUUCCCGAGCAGCUUCAAGCCGCUUAUUGGAAACGCGAAGUGCUGGAACAAGAGGUACCUUAACUACGGCACGAAGCCACUCGCCAGGAGGGGGAAGCGGAGGAGGAGGAGGAGACGAGGCGAAUGGAGGCUCAACGUCAGGCGGAAUUGGAAGCGUCGAGGAAGAGGAUGCAGCAGACGCUGGAGGAAGAAACACAUCAGAAGCAGCAGGCUGCUGAGGAAGAAAGGCAGAAGAAGGCAGUGGAGGGACGCGCUAUCCAGAACGAACGGGAGGAACAAGAGCGUCAAGAGCGAGAACGGAGAAAAAGAUGGCGCGAGGCGAUGACGGCAGAAGAAGAACGAUGCCACAGACGAGACGAGGAGAAUUGGAACCUCUCGCUCGGUCAACUGUGGUCCUACCAGAAAGCGAUAAAUCGGGUUUUAUUUGUCUUGAAAGAAUUCGAGACGACCCAAUUCUCCGAGUCUAAACCCCUGACGCCCUCGGGAGUGCCUUGGCCUGUUUUGAUCAGUCCGAACCGAUUUUAUGUGGGUAUGCUGGAAGAUUGGACGCUGGCCGACAAAUUCUUUGAGCGUGCGAGGAGAUCUCUUCCUUUUGAUGCGUAGGACUCGUCAGACGUUCCAUCCAGACCAAUGGAGAUCGAGGAACUUGUUGAACACGGUGAUGGACGAUUCUCUUCGUGCUGUUAUUGAGGA
Messenger RNA from Guyanagaster necrorhizus, 890 nucleotides. RefSeq lists its product as uncharacterized. The coding region runs from base 321 to 800 and encodes 159 amino acids. Lineage: Eukaryota; Fungi; Basidiomycota; Agaricomycetes; Agaricales; Physalacriaceae. The record is from RefSeq and is a predicted model, not a curated record. The transcript has a single exon.